Molecule: messenger RNA, 4698 nt
Organism: Dipodomys ordii (Ord's kangaroo rat)
Lineage: Eukaryota; Metazoa; Chordata; Mammalia; Rodentia; Heteromyidae
Gene: Abi3bp
Product: ABI family, member 3 (NESH) binding protein
Exons: 38
Coding region: 63-3446 (1127 amino acids)
Biological process (GO): extracellular matrix organization; positive regulation of cell-substrate adhesion
Molecular function (GO): protein binding
Source: RefSeq, a predicted model, not a curated record
GCAGCUCCAGAGCUGUGAGGCGUCCACCAGCAUCACUCCCCGUGUGAGGUGGCCAAUGCAACAUGCUCUCCAGCUUGGGGUGUCUACUUCUCUGUGGAAGUAUUGCACUUGCCCUGGGAAAUGCACAGAAAUUGCCAAAAGGUAAAAAGCCAAACCUGAGAGUCCAUAUCAACACCACAAGUGACUCCAUUUUCUUGAAGUUCCUGCGCCCAAGUCCAAACACAAAGCUUGAAGGUUUUCUCCUGGGAUAUGGCAGCAACUUAUCUCCAAACCAAUACUUCCCUCUUCCCACGGAAGGAAAAUACACCGAGGCUGUAGUAGAUGCAGAACCGAAAUAUCUGAUAGUUGUGCGACCUGCUCCUCCUCCAAGUCAAAAGAAGUCAUGCUCAGGUAAAUCUCGCCCUCGCAAACCUCUCCAGCUGGUGGUUGGCACGCUUACACCAAGCUCAGUCUUCCUGUCCUGGGGUUUCCUCAUCAAUCCUCAUCAUGACUGGACAUUGCCAAGUCAGUGUCCCAAUGACAGGCCAGAUGCUUUAUCACUUCAAGCUGUGAGGCAGGACAUUCCAACUUCAGCCAGUUCUGGUGAGCUGCUCUUUAAAACUCUUGGUUAUUUUCAGAGGAAUACCCAAUUCAUUGAAAAGCCAGCAUAUGUCCCAAGGAAGCUCAUCCCAAUAACAAUCAUCAAGCAAGUGAUUCAGAACGUUACCCACAAGGCUUCAACUAAAUCCCCAGAUAAGACUCCCUUUGGAGGAACAAUUCUAGUCCACCUUAUUAUUCCAGGUCUGAAUGAAACCACUGUAAAACUGCCUACAUCUAUAAUGUUGGAGAUUUCAGAUGCCCUAAAGGCACAAUUAGCUAAAAAUGAAACAUUGGCAUUACCUGCUGAAUCUAAAACGCCAGAGGUUGAAAAAAUCCUAACACAACCCAUAACAGUAACUCCUGGAACAGUUCCAAGAAGCACUAAACCCACUGUGUCUAGUGCAUUCGACAUUUUGGAAACAACACUAGUUCUCAGUGAAAGGACCCAGGAAGCAUCGCAAACAAUUCUAAUACCUAGGUUUGAAUUGCCACUGAGCACUUUAGCUCCAAAAAGGCUUCCAGAAUUUCCUGAAGCAAAAACAUCCUACCCUUUUGAGAAACCUGGGGGUACCUUGGCUUCAAGUGAAAAGCCAUGGGUGGCGCCUACGGCUAAACCAUCUGAAGAUGCCAAGGUUGUGCGGCCUCCAACUGCAACAAGUGAUCCUAUUCUGGAAUCUGUCCCACCUAAAACUUCUAGAACUCUUGAACAGCCAAGGGCAACAACAUUGGCUCCAAGUGAAGUACCAUUUGCUUCUCAAAAAGUGGAAACAUUUCCCAGUCAUGAAAUGAAACCUACAACACCUGCUCCCCAGCAGACUAUAUCCACCCCUUCUACACCUAAACGUCGCCCCAGACCCAAAGCAACAAGAACCAAACUUACUCCAGAACCUCAGACUCUUCCACCAUCACAAUCAACAAAAGCUCCACCAAAGACCAAAAGACCAGGUCGUCAACACCACCCUAAAACCACAAGACCGGGUCGUCGACACCGCCCUAAAACCACACGUAGUCCAGACGUGCCCAAGUCCAAACCUGCUCUGGAACUCACCACAGUACAGUUGGAGCUUAUGGUACCCACAAUCGCACUCAAACCAUCCAAGACACCUCAAAUCACACACAGACCUGAUGUACCCAAAAUCCAGCCUGCUCCCAGGCAGACACCCCAUGUGCCACCCCAGCCCCAAACACCACAGCGCCCAAGAUUUCCACAAACACAACCAGUUCCUAAAGCGUCCCAGAGAGCUACUUCAAAACCAAAAAUGCCAUCCAGUCCGGAAGUGUCAUACACCACACCUGUUGCAAAAGAUGUGUUCCUUCCCCAGAAACCAGACCUUGAGGUCUCUCAGAGUGAACCUGCUCCUUUAGAGACACGAGGCAUUCCCUUUGUACCUAUCAUUUCACCAAGCCCUUUUCAAGAGGAGCUGCAAACUACACAGGAAGAAACAGACCAAUUCACCCAAGAACUCUUCACAACUAAGAUUCCACGAACAACUGAACUGGCAAAGACAACUCAGGCACCACACCGAUUAUAUAGUAUUCCCGGGAGGCCAAGGAUACCUGACAAACCACACAUCAGACCUGUUCUGAAUAGAACAACUACAAGACCAAUUAGAAUCAAACCCAGUGGGCUGCCCAGUGGGAAUGGAGUCAAAACAGGAAUCAAACAAACACCUAAGCCAUCGAGUACUGUCAAGAAUGUAUCAAUAGACUCUACUCACAUCACAAAAAAACCAGCUACAAUCCCAGGGGCUCGCCACCCACCCCUCCCACCAAGACCUACACCUCCUCGAAGAAAACCUUUACCACCAAAUAAUGUCACUGGAAAACCCGGCAGUUCAGGAAUUAUUUCAUCAAGCCGAGUAACUUCCCCACCCCUGAGGGCAACACUCAAACCUACUGAAACCCCCUCAGAGAGACCAGAGAUAGAUAAAAAGCAGCCAACAGCUCCUGCCUCUGGAGAAGAGCUUGGUAAUACAACUGACUUUAGCUCAAGCCCAACAAGAGAAACCGAUCAUCUGGGAAAGCCCAGAUUCAAAGGUCCUCAUGUGAGAUAUAUCCCAAAGCCUGACAACAAGCCUUGCUCCAUCACUGACUCCAUCAAGCGGUUCCCUGCGGAGGAAGCCACGGAGGGAAAUGCCACUAGCCCACCACAGAACCCACCCACCAACCUCACUGUGGUCACUGUGGAAGGGUGCCCCUCAUUUGUCAUCUUGGAUUGGGAAAAACCAUUAAAUGACACGGUCACUGAAUAUGAAGUUAUAUCUAGAGAAAAUGGAUCAUUCAGUGGGAAGAACAAAUCCAUUCAACUUACAAAUCAAACCUUCUCCACAGUAGAAAAUCUGAAACCAGAUACAAGUUAUGAAUUCCAAGUGAAGCCCAAAAACCCACUUGGUGAAGGCCCAGCCAGUAAGACGGUGGCAUUCAGUACAGAAUCAGCUGAUCCUCGAGUGAGCGAGCCCAUUUCUGCAGGAAGAGAUGCUAUCUGGACUGAAAGGCCCUUUAAUUCAGAUUCUUAUUCCGAAUGUAAGGGCAAACAGUAUGUCAAAAGGACAUGGUAUAAAAAAUUUGUUGGAGUGCAGCUGUGCAACUCUCUCAGAUACAAGAUUUAUCUGAGUGACUCCCUCACAGGGAAAUUUUACAACAUAGGUGAUCAAAGAGGCCAUGGAGAGGAUCACUGCCAAUUUGUAGACUCAUUUUUAGAUGGCCGUACAGGACAGCAACUCACUUCUGACCAGUUACCAACUAAAGAAGGCUAUUUCAGGGCAGUUCGACAAGAACCUGUCCAGUUUGGAGAAAUAGGUGGGCACACCCAAAUCAACUAUGUCCAAUGGUAUGAAUGUGGGACCACAAUUCCUGGAAAAUGGUAGAUGCUACAAUCAUACUCCAAAGUACUUCUGAUUCAUUAUUGGGGGUGCGGGGGGGGGGGAGAAUCAUUGAAAAUACUGUAGUAUUUGUCGGAUUCAUUCAAAGCUAUUUUGUUUACUAUGGAUAAAACUCUGCAACCUAAUUAAUGGCAAUUUUAGAUGUUUAUUAGAAAAGAUUGCUGAGAAUAUUUAUCAGGUUUUAUAAAGUCAGUUUAUGAAAGCAAGACAUUGACACUAUCAGAAUAACAUUUUUAGGGAAGCUGGCUCCCUAUUCAUGGUAUUUUAAGAGAUCAUUUGUAUAUUAUUUAUCACAUUGUUGUAAUGUUUUUGAGAUACUUUUAUAACAAAAUUAACAUCAAGUUAUAUACUUAAAAAUAUUUACUUUUAUUGAUGUGUACACUUUUGUUGAUGAGUUAAUCUCAUAAAUCUCUACUUACUUUAACUUAUUGGAGCAAAUUAUCUUCAGCAUAUACAUCUGGUAGAAAAAGGUUCUAAUGUUCACAUAUAUUUAAACUCAACCAUGUUCAGCUGUUGUUAAAAAUAUUGAAAUUUAAAUAACUAUAUAUUCAUGCUAAUAGAUUAUUUCCAUAAGCUCUCUGUAAUUAUUGAAAAAACUGUAUUUGAAUCAGUAAAGUUUAUUUCAGCUAAAAACUGUUGAGGAUUUGGUAUACUUACUUUCAAGAGGAGUAUUUUGGUUUUCCUCCUAUAAAUGUUCUAACGUCUAAAGAUACUUUGUCAAACUAUACCUUUAAGCAGUUGUCUUCAUGUUAGUUUUUAUUCUAAUCAAGCUGUAUGAAAGAAUGUUAAGUCUGAACACGAAAAGAUAAUUCAGAAUGAGAUCUAUACCAUCUUACAAAAUACCUGAUAUAUAUUUAUACAUUUUUAAAGUCUGUAUGAAUAAAGGUGUUUUUGUAAUUCUACUCAACAGAGUUAUAAUAAAAACCAGAUUAAUUUUCAUUUUAAAAAAAGACAUCCCUGGGGAGGUAGACAUGAUUAUCCCGUUACCUUCUUUUUUGAAAGAACCUUUCCGUGUGCUUACCUUUCAACGUGCCUCAGUCUUAUCAGUGCUACAUGUUGUAUUUUUCAAACAAGUAUAAACUUUGCAAUAAAGAAAUGUGUUUUGGUUGUUUUUUUUAAGAGUUGAGCCUUUUAUUUCUGACUGUUCAGCAGUAUGAAAAUAUACCUUUAUCUCCAUAAGAAAAAAAUCACAAAGUCAGGACUAAAUGGCACCAUGUUUUUCUGAACAGAAAUCUGC